AUAAUAUAUACUUUAUAUUGCCCAAAGUAGUGGCCCCGCCCUCCCAAUCAUUGGAUUCAGGUGUUCCAAUCCCCUCCAUGGAUACAGGUGUAUACAAUCCAUCCCCUAGGCAUGCAGACUGCUUCUACAAACAUUGGUGAAAGAAUGGGUCGCUCUCAGGAGCUCAGUGACUCCAAGCGUGGUCCCGUGAUAGGUGGCCACCUGGGCAAUAAGUCCAUCCAUGACAUUUCCUGGCUACUAAAUAUUCCACGCUCAACUGUUAGUGGGAUUAUAACAAAGUGGAAGCAACUGGGAACAACAGCCACUCAGCCACCAAGUGGUAGGCCACGUCACAUGACAGGGCGGGGUCAGCGCAUGCUGAAGCACACAGUGCGCAGAAGUCACCAACUGUCUGCAGAGUCAAUAGCUAAAGACCUCCAAACUUGAUGUGGCCUUCAGAUGAGCCCAACAACAGUGCGUAAAGAGCUUCAUGGAAAUGGGUUUCCAUGGCCGAGCAGCUGCAUCCAAGCCUUCCAUCACCAAGUGCAAUGCAAAGCGUCGGAGGCCGUGGUGUAAAGCAUGCCGCCACUGGACUCUAG
Messenger RNA from Staurois parvus, 578 nucleotides. Lineage: Eukaryota; Metazoa; Chordata; Amphibia; Anura; Ranidae. The record is from the annotation of a GenBank genome assembly.